AGUCUCUUGGGAAACUCGGUGGAAGUUGGUUGGUUUGAGAAGUUAAAGAAUAUUCUUUGAAAAAAGUUAAAGAAUUGAUUUUAAGAAGUUAUAAAGAAUGGCCCCAUUGAAGUUGUACUACUACCCUCCUUGCCCACCUUACAGGGCAGUUCAAUUUGCCAUUGAAUACCUCAAAAUAGACGUGGAAAAGAUCAUUGUGGAUCUAUCCAAGGAAGAACAACUGAAGCCUGAAUUUCUCAAGAUUAAUCCUCAGCACUGCUUGCCCACAAUUGACGACGAUGGAUACAUUAUGUGGGAAUCUCGAGCAAUUCUCGCAUAUCUUGUCAAUUUUCGCGCCCCUGGAAGUUCCCUCUAUCCACUGGAUCCAAAAAAGAGGGGCCUCAUUGACUCCCGCUUAAGCCUAGACUCGAGCAUAAUGCAUGCUCUUGGAAAUGUUAUCGGCCUGAUCUAUUCCGGCGAGACAACAAUCCCACAAGAGAAGAAAGACAAGGUCUACACCCUUCUGGGGCACCUCAACAACUUCAUAGAGGGCAAAAACUACAUUGCCGGUGAUGAACUAACAAUUGCUGACUUUUCAUUUCUUUCCACAUUUGCCACACUGAAGGUUGUGGGCGCCAAUGUUGCCAAGUUCCCAAACCUGAUGGAUUGGUACAAACGUUGUGAAUCAGUGCCGGGAUUUCAAGUCAACGAGGACGGAGCUAAAGCCCUAAUUGACUACAUUGCAUCACGAACUUUAUUCAAAGGGGAAUCGUGGGAUGAAUAAAGUUUAACCAAUUUGUUUUAAAUUAAAUUAAAAUUAAUUAAAAUCAAAAUAAAUUAAAAUAAAAU
Messenger RNA from Lutzomyia longipalpis, 828 nucleotides. Its product is annotated as glutathione S-transferase 1-like. The transcript is spliced from 3 exons. NCBI's taxonomy places the organism in Eukaryota, Metazoa, Arthropoda, Insecta, Diptera, Psychodidae. Gene Ontology annotation, molecular function: glutathione transferase activity. Bases 98 to 763 code for a protein of 221 amino acids. Gene Ontology annotation, biological process: glutathione metabolic process. The record is from RefSeq and is a predicted model, not a curated record.